AUGCGUUCAUAUAGUAGAAGAAUAUCACUCCGUGACUCAUUUAUUGAAAUAUUAGCACGGAAAUCAUUAAUUCCAAGAAGAGUUAAUAGAUUGAAGGGAAAUUACCUUUUUCGAGCUGCAGUGAGGCUUGUCUUGGAAUAUAUCGAAUGGCUGAUCGAAGAAUCUUUGGUCGAAGAAAUCAGCGAUGAUAUUACAAUUAAUAUACGAAAGGCACAAGAGAAAAAAGUUGAAAAGAAAGCGCUUACCAUACAGGAUCGUUCUGUUUUAUUAACGAGGUUAGAAGAUCGUACACCGGAGGACAGAAAAUACAUAUACGAGUUAUUUACCAAGUUUCGCGUAUUCAAGAAGUAUUCUGAACGUUUGAGAGAAAUUUUGGCAGGAGUAUGUUUGUACCAAUACCUGCGGCCUGGUCGGGUAAUUGUGCGACAGGGUCGUGAAGCUGAGAAUCUUUACUUUAUUAUAAGUGGAGAAGUCAGUGUAUCGAGGGUGGUUACCGACCGAUGGACUGGUGAAUCGGAAGUAAUCGAUAUGGGAAUUCUGAAUCCUGGUGAUAUAUUCGGCGAAGUCGCAUUACUGCAUGAAAUACCGAGAUCAGCAACAGCAGUUUCAAAAACCACGGUGGAUUUGAUUCUUAUUCCUCGGCAAGAAUUCGAUGACAUUUUGCGACCAAGUUUAAAACAGGAAUGGGAGGUAUUGCAGGAUGCAUUAGUACACUUCAAUUACUUUAAAUGCUGGGACGAGGAGACUAUACGAGAAUGUUGCAUUCUCAGUAAAAUAAAGGAAUUUCAAACUGACGAGGUUUUGCUAGGUGACGCUAAAGGAAUGGUGAAUUAUGUCCACUUUUUAUUAGAAGGUGAAUGUCGCUUGAUAGAACACAUGAUUGUUCGUGAAAAGCAUUCUGUUUAUGGAACUCAUUAUGAAUUAUACGAUCCUGAGAAGGAUAAUGCGAAGAAGGAAAGCAUCAGAUUCUCAAAGGAUGAAGCGUUUGCAAAGAUAGACGAAUUGGAAUACGAGUAUGAAACUACCAAGGUAAAUGGAAUAGAUACGUCGCCAAGUCGAGAUUUCACAGACUAUGCACAACUUUUAUUAUCAUCGAAGCCUACUGAUAGGAAAAUGGAUUUUGAACGUUCAAGUAUCAUUACAACCACAUUAUUGGAUGUCAUGAGCGAUUGGCAUAAAAUUACGGAUGUAGCUGAAAUGUUGAUGAGAGAGGCUUCAUCAACCUCGCAACAACGUUAUCCGAGUGACGUACGCACGAUAUUCAUGCAAAUUUGCACGUUCAAUAGGGGUGCGUGUUUUGGAUUAGGGGAAGACAUGGUUAAUCGAAGGAUAGUAGCCACUUCAUCCGUAAAAUGUUUUUUGGUUCCACGAUAUUGGUUGAGACUUCAUAAUCGUGCGAAUAUUUGGGAACGCGUGAAGUUGUUCAUGAAUUCGAAAUUUCCUACCAAGGAAAAAUUAUUUAAGAAAUUCGUAAUAAACCGCAAAUGGCUAGAAUAUAAGAAUACUUUAGUUGAAGACAUAGGUAAACGAGGCCGACAUGUACAUAGCAAUGUAACGAUACACGACGUUCCUUACGCGAUUAGAAUUGUCAACGAUAUAAGUAAAUAAUAAUCCUACGUAGUGUUCAUCGUGAAACACGUAACUUAAUACAAAACGAGAAUGUUAUAAAGGUAAAAAGUUUAUUAUACAAGUUUCAUACUUUCUAGACGUGACCUAUGGUUAAGACAAUUUAAAUUAUUUCGACACACGCGCUUCGACACAAUGUUCUCUCAUUCGACGAGCAGACAUAUUUAAUUGAACAUUACGCAUCUUUGGUUCUAGUAAAUACAUAAAUUUAUGUAAUAUUACACGUUGCGAUCAAACUUAUAAUGCAUUGAGUAUUAAGUACUGAUAGACGAAUUCUCUUCAAAUUUUAUAUUCUUAUUAAUUAGAUCUGCAAUUUAUCAUUAUUCCU
This is a messenger RNA of Eufriesea mexicana, 1954 nucleotides long. RefSeq names its product cyclic nucleotide-binding domain-containing protein 2. The transcript has 10 exons. NCBI's taxonomy places the organism in Eukaryota, Metazoa, Arthropoda, Insecta, Hymenoptera, Apidae. The record is from RefSeq and is a predicted model, not a curated record. The coding region runs from base 1 to 1608 and encodes 535 amino acids.